Aspergillus brunneoviolaceus CBS 621.78 is the source of this 975-nucleotide messenger RNA. It is a transcript of the gene glcA, whose product is annotated as type 1 serine/threonine-protein phosphatase catalytic subunit GLC7. The coding region runs from base 1 to 975 and encodes 324 amino acids. The transcript is spliced from 4 exons. Gene Ontology annotation, cellular component: cytoplasm; nucleus. NCBI's taxonomy places the organism in Eukaryota, Fungi, Ascomycota, Eurotiomycetes, Eurotiales, Aspergillaceae. Gene Ontology annotation, molecular function: protein serine/threonine phosphatase activity. The record is from RefSeq and is a predicted model, not a curated record.
AUGGCCGAUCAGGAAGUGGAUUUGGAUUCGAUCAUCGAUAGAUUGCUGGAGGUGAGGGGUAGCCGGCCAGGCAAGCAAGUUCAGCUUUUGGAAUCCGAGAUCCGUUAUCUGUGCACUAAGGCGAGAGAGAUUUUCAUCUCCCAGCCUAUCCUGCUGGAAUUGGAAGCACCAAUCAAGAUCUGCGGUGAUAUUCACGGCCAAUACUACGACCUCCUGCGUCUGUUCGAAUACGGUGGCUUCCCCCCUGAGGCUAAUUACCUUUUCCUCGGAGACUACGUCGAUCGUGGCAAGCAAUCCUUGGAGACCAUCUGCUUGCUCCUGGCCUACAAGAUCAAGUACCCCGAGAACUUCUUCGUCCUGCGUGGCAACCACGAGUGUGCCUCUAUCAACCGUAUCUAUGGUUUCUACGAUGAAUGCAAGCGGAGGUACAACAUCAAGCUAUGGAAGACUUUCACUGAUUGCUUCAACUGCUUGCCCAUUGCCGCCAUCAUUGAUGAGAAGAUUUUCACCAUGCACGGAGGUUUGAGUCCCGAUUUGAACUCCAUGGAGCAGAUUCGGCGCGUCAUGCGUCCUACUGAUAUUCCCGACUGCGGUCUCCUGUGUGACCUUCUGUGGUCUGACCCCGACAAAGACAUCACCGGCUGGAGCGAGAACGACCGUGGCGUUUCGUUCACGUUCGGCCCGGAUGUUGUAUCGCGAUUCCUUCAGAAGCACGACAUGGACUUGAUAUGUCGUGCGCAUCAAGUCGUUGAGGAUGGAUAUGAGUUUUUCUCCAAGAGGCAACUCGUCACAUUGUUCAGUGCGCCCAACUACUGCGGCGAAUUCGACAAUGCUGGUGCAAUGAUGAGCGUCGACGAAAGUCUACUAUGCUCCUUCCAGAUCCUGAAACCAGCAGAGAAGAAACAAAAGUACGUUUACGGGGGCAUGAGCUCAGGCAGGCCCAUCACUCCUCCGCGAAAGCAAAAGAAGAAGUAA